Haemonchus placei is the source of this 2250-nucleotide messenger RNA. The record is from the annotation of a GenBank genome assembly. Lineage: Eukaryota; Metazoa; Nematoda; Chromadorea; Rhabditida; Trichostrongylidae.
CUGCUUUUCCAGGGUGGGAAGCAUGUCGACCACAUCGCUGAUCAGAUAGUGAAUAUCAUUAAACCUCUGGUUGACCCCAAUCUGAAGAGUGGCAUCAAAAAAGUAGUGAUUAAAAAUCAUUUAUGCACCUUUGUGAAUGCCCUUAUCGAGAAUCCAGCAUUCAGUAGUCAGACAAAAGACGUUCUUACUACGUCAGUAUCCGCUUUUGGUUCUAAAUGUGUAGUGGACGCUGCUGCAAUUAAGGAGUGGGCAGAGCGAAGUGGUCUCAUAGAAGAUUUGACGAGCGAUGCGUUGGCAAGGGAGGGGCGACCACCGAGAAAAUCGAGAAAAGCGGCAGUAGUAGAAGAUCUGUCAGACAUAGUAAAACUUGAAGACGCUAAUUGGGCUGGAAAUGACGAUCGCUCAGAGGAAUGCCGCCUUUUGAUAACUGAAGGCAAGAGUUGCCAUUUCGGAAAACCUGCCCCUCUCCAUGCCGAUGGCUUUAUCCUCCUAGAUGAGUUCGAUACCGGUGAUUCUGCAAAAGCUCUGGCUGUAGCUGGGUUGGAGGUGGUUGGUCGUGAUCGUUAUGGAGUGUUUCCGAUCAUGGGAAAACUUACGAACGUCUCUGGAUUGACGGAGGAGAAGGCAAACUCCACGAAAGAAAUCAAUCAUUUGAUACGAAUUUUGGGUUUGAAAUACAGUACAGACUACUCGUUGCCGAAAAAUCGCAAGACAUUACGGUAUGGUGGGAUAAUCAUUCUCACUGAUCAGGACGAAGAUGGAUCUCAUAUCAAGGGACUGAUUAUCAAUUUUCUUCACACGUACUGGCCUCAGCUACUGCGUAAUGGAUUUGUACAGUCUUUUAUGACUCCUCUUCUCAAAGCCCGUCGUGGAUCUGAAACCAUCAGCUUCUACAAUAUGAAAGAGUUCGAUAGAUGGAAGGAGAACACUCCAGAUGCUGACAAGUUCACCAUCAAGUACUAUAAAGGUCUAGGUACAUCGACUUCCAAAGAAGCUCGCGAAUAUUUUUCGAAUUUCGAAAAACAUUUGGUACAGUUCCGACAUGAAGACGACAAUGACGAUCUGCGUAUUCGACUCGUAUUCGACAAGCGUCGAUCGGAUGAUAGGAAGAGGUGGAUCAGUGAGCGGCUCUUAGCCAGAGACCAGGAAGUAACUGCCGAUGCUCCCAAGACGAAUGACAUCACCUACAAGGAGUUCGUCGACAAUGAACUUUUUCGCUAUUCACUCCUGGACUUACGGCGAUCGAUACCCUCUGUAGUGGAUGGAUUGAAGCCGUCACAACGAAAAGUGAUCCAUACAUUAUUGCGUCGAAGUUCGAAUAAGGAGAUUAAAGUCAGUCAAUUGGCCGCUGCUGUCGCGCUCAACGAGGGUUACCAUCAUGGAGAGUGGCGAUGGCUCGAUUUCCUGCAAUUGUCAGCCAUCUUGUGUUUCUCUAGGGUGCAGUUUUUCGGGAUCAGUUGUAAAGUUUUACGGGUCAAAUGGGAAGAACCAAUUACUCGAUUGAUAUUUCCAACAGCUGAUGACGAACUUCUCCAUUACUUGGAGGAAGAAAAUCAGCUGAUCGAACCGGAAUGGUACUGCCCAAUAAUUCCAAUGAUUCUGAUAAACGGGGCGGAAGGCAUAGCUACCGGAUGGUCGACACGCGUCCUAAGUCAUGACAUUAAUAAAGUGAUCGACAAUGUUCGAAGGUUAAUCGAAGGAGAGAAAUUUGAGAAAAUGACACCGUCGUUCUCGGAUUUCUCUGGAAGCGUGCAAGAAAUCGAGGAGAAUAGAUUCGAAAUUCGUGGAAAAUUCUCAUUUCCACCGUCACAACGCAAGAACGCCUCAAAUCUUUGCCUCGAAAUCGUCGAACUGCCUGUAGGUGAAUGGACGAACAGAUACAAGCAAAAUAUACUCCAUCCGCUACAGACGAAGGGACUGAUCAGCGGUUUCAAAGAGUACCAUACGGAGAGGCAAGUACGAUUCGUUGUAGAGCUAAGUAAGGAGUUCUCCAUAAGAUGCCGUCGUCCAGCCGGUCGGUAUGGGGACUUGAUGAAAAUCUUCAAACUGUCAUCAGUUGUUUCAACUAAUUCUAUGGUAUUGUUUGAUUCACUGGGUCAUUUAAAGCACUACACAACAGUCUCCGACAUUAUGAAAGAGCAUUUUCAAGUUCGCCGACAGAAAUAUGAGGAGAGAAAGGAAUACGAGACGAAAAUGCUCGACGCGCAACUGCGACGUUCUGAGAAUCAGGUAAUUUCAAAGAGAUUUUAA